Messenger RNA from Thalassophryne amazonica, 2474 nucleotides. RefSeq names its product vang-like protein 1. Gene Ontology annotation, cellular component: plasma membrane. The record is from RefSeq and is a predicted model, not a curated record. The transcript has 8 exons. Lineage: Eukaryota; Metazoa; Chordata; Actinopteri; Batrachoidiformes; Batrachoididae. Bases 178 to 1818 code for a protein of 546 amino acids. Gene Ontology annotation, biological process: multicellular organism development.
AUGUGGCUUCUAAAAGAAGACUCUGGGGUAGCCAUCAGUCAUCAUGGAUUCCUAACAGCUUUUACAGACUGGUUGCUAUAGCUAACAUUUCCUCCUGAGUACUGCUGCAAAGUCAACUUCUCUGCGACACACUUCCCUCAUCUCCCUGGCCAAUUGCUGACUGUGACUUGUGGCGGAAUGGACACCGAGUCGACCCACUCAGGCUACUCCUAUCACUCCAGCCGCUCCGGGCGAUCAAACCGACACGGGGAGCGAAAUCGUGAACGGAACAAGGCCAGCGGGAGUAAGGACAGCGUUCGCUCUGAGAAGUCUGUGAUCAUCAACCCGCCUGACACACCCUCUCAGGACUCUCCCAUUCACAAUGGAGAGCCACUGCCAGGGGAACCCUCAGCUGCAGCAAAUCAUGGAGAUGAGGCACAGGAUGACAAUUGGGGAGAAACCACCACCGCAGUAACAGGCACCUCAGAGCUGAGUAUUUCCCAGGAGGAGGUUGUUGGCCUGGGGAAAGGGCUACAAGACCGGACCAAGAACCUCCGCCGCUACCUUCCUCUAGCACUGGGCGUGUGUGUGGGGCUGUUGGUGCUGGUCACGCCGCUGGUCUUCCUGCUCCUUCCAGCGGUAAUGUGGCCAGACAGGCUGCAGGCGUGUGGAGCGGCCUGUGAGGGUCUUUACCUCUCCAUCUCAUUCAAGCUCCUCAUCCUCCUGAUGGCCGUUUGGGCUCUGUUUCUCCGGCCGGCCCGUGCCAGCCUGCCCAGAGUGUGCGCGUACCGUGCCUUUCUCACCACUCUGACACUGCUGCUCACCAUGUCCUACUGGCUCUUCUACGGAGUCCGCAUCCUUGAUGCACAGGAUGAGGAUUACCACGGUAUUGUCCAGUUCGCCGUGUCCCUGGUGGACUCCCAGCUGUUCGUCCAUUACCUGGCUGUGGUGCUGCUGGAACUCCGCCAGCUUCAGCUCUGCUACAGCGUGUGCGUGAUACGCUCCACAGACGGAGAGACGCGCCAUUACAACAUGGGACAGCUCAGUAUUCAGAGAGCUGCUCUGUCCAUUUUGGAGUAUUACUACAGAGAUUUCCCGCUCCACAACCCAGCCCUUCUCUCCGCGUCCAAGCACCGAGCUGCCAAACACCUGGCUGGGUUAAAGCUCUACAAUGUAGAUGCCCCGGGGAACACGGUGGCGGUGGCAGCGGCAGCGCAGCCCGAUAAUGGACAUCAGUCGCAAGCGGCGGCUGCAGCUGCCACCAAACACAAAGACAGCGCACACAAUGAGCUAUACUACGAAGAGGCCGACUACGAGAGACGAGUACGCAAACGUAGAGCCAGGCUGGUGGUUGCUGUGGAAGAGGCGUUCACUCAUGUCCGCCGCAUGAAGAAGGAAGAUGAGCGUGCAUCCCCCUCAGACAUUAUGGAGGUGCGUGAGGCAGCUCUGGCUGUAUUUCCCUCUAUGGCACGUGCCCUGCAAAAGUACCUCCGCACCACAAGAAGGCAGCAUUGCCACAGUAUGGACAGCAUCCAGAAGCAUCUUUCUUUCUGCCUCAUCAAUAACAUGAGCCCCAAGGCUUUUCUCGAGGUUUACCUGGCACCUGGUCCCACCGUGCAGUACGGCCCGGAGCGCUGGAUGGCCGACCAGUGGACAUUGGUCAGUGACGCGUCGGUCACCAGCGGCAUUAAGGAUGGAACAGAGUUCCUACUGAGGUGUCUUGAUUUUAGCUUAGCUGUCAGUGUGAAGAGCAUCCCUUUCAUCCAAAUUACAGAGGAGUACAUCGACCCCAAAUCUCAUAAGUUUGUACUGCUCGUCCAAUCAGAAACCUCCGUUUAAAAGUGACGGGACUGACAGCACUGUCAUAGUUAUCCCAUUGAACAUUUUGUACUGUUUUUGUACUUUGUUUUUUGUAUUUUACUCACACAGACGAACCUUUUUUUCCACUGUCUUUGUCGUGAAAGACACCAGAGACGAUUUGAGGAAAUAUACUGGAAUUUUGCUGUCAUGACUUUUGCAGAAGAUAGUUCAGACACUCCUCUAUGCACUACACGUGAUGUUCAUCGUUUAGUUCUUUUUGCAUGUGCCAGUGUGCCUGUUAGGUUUUUCUGAGACGUUUGCAGCCGUGUGGUUGUUGGGAACUGUGCAAACAUGUCUCAACAUGUCUCCAGUCUGGCAGCAGCUUUUCUGCUCUGUGGUGACCAACUGAAAAAGGCUUUUUUAAUUAUUAUUUUUUGCUUAUUUUAUACCAAAACUGAUCUUCUUUGUGUUAGCGACGAUUAUUUAACUGCCAUAGUGUGUACAGUAUUUAUAUGUGAAUAUAUUCCUGUGUAUGUUUUUUAUAUCAAAGGUGUGUUUUGUUUAGAUGAUUUUAUUAACAUGGUACUGUUUCCAGAAAUAUCUGCGUACAGGAGAAACCACUGAAACGGACUGAAAAUGCAGUAGUAUAUAUGCCAGGCCUGUGUGUGGCGCUAUAACGCUAACACACAAAUGGA